Scaptodrosophila lebanonensis is the source of this 1517-nucleotide messenger RNA. RefSeq names its product transcription factor E2F2 (gene E2f2). NCBI's taxonomy places the organism in Eukaryota, Metazoa, Arthropoda, Insecta, Diptera, Drosophilidae. Bases 222 to 1319 code for a protein of 365 amino acids. Gene Ontology annotation, cellular component: RNA polymerase II transcription regulator complex. Gene Ontology annotation, molecular function: DNA-binding transcription factor activity, RNA polymerase II-specific; RNA polymerase II cis-regulatory region sequence-specific DNA binding. The record is from RefSeq and is a predicted model, not a curated record. The transcript is spliced from 5 exons. Gene Ontology annotation, biological process: regulation of transcription by RNA polymerase II.
UCAGUAUUUUAAGGUCUGGCAUCGUCUUGAACAGAGUGAGAGUGAGGAUGAAAAAAGUGACACAAAUGGCGGAAAAUUGUGUGUGCGCCAACUUUUGUAUUUAAUUGAGAAUUAUUGUAAAAAUACGCGACUAUUUCACUGUCUAAACACGCUCUAAACUGACUCGAGCACCUUUAUUAUAUACCAAUUAUAGCUUAUAGACUCCCAUUUAGGUGCGUACAAUGUAUAAACGCAAAUCUGUAGGUAUUGUUAACAACACCAACACGGAGGCGACUUGCAGCAGUGCGCCAGAUGAUGCAGAUGCAGAGCACGAGCAUGCGGAAGUGGUAGUGUCAAAUGCAAAGCGUUGCGAAUCGUACUACAUGGAAUUGGACCGGGGGCAGGAACAGCAACCGCAGCAGGAACAAGCGCUGGCAACUCCCUCACAACGCUCUGUAGGCUCUUUAGUGUUGCUGACCCAGAAAUUUGUAGAGUUGAUGAAAGAGAAUGGUGGAUCGAUUGAUUUGAAAGAGGCAACAAAAAUAUUAGAUGUGCAAAAAAGACGUAUUUAUGAUAUAACCAAUGUUUUAGAGGGCAUUGGCUUGAUUGAUAAAGGCCGCCACUGUUCAAUUGUUCGCUGGCGUGGCGGUGGGUUCAACAAUUCAAGGGACCGAAGGAUAUAUGAAGUGGCAUGCCAACGCACAAGCAAACUGAAAAUGGUGGAGGAGGAGCUGGACACCGAAUUGGAAUAUGCGCAGCGUAACUUACAAUAUAUCAUGCAAGAUCCAACCAACCGGUCCUAUGCAUAUUUAACACGUGAUGACCUUUUAAAGAUCUAUGGAGAUAAUUCUGUUUUUACAAUACCCAAUAAUGACGAAGAAGUGGAAAUUCAGAGGAGUGAUGAUAAGCUACGUGUUUCCUUGGACAAUGGCAGCACAAUUGACAUACGUUUGGUAACAACUCAAGGCAAAAGCUUAACAACGCCCAGCGAAGCAAGAGGAAUGCUAGACUAUCGGCGUAUGGACACACCAUCGCCAUCGACGUCCUCGCAAUCUAGUGAUACAUCGCCGGCUGGAACGGGUAAUGUCAUCACAGACGAGCACACGUACUCCUGUAACCCUGAGCUUAAAGAUGAAAUGAAGGCGCUUGAAAAUGAGCUGACUGCAAAAAUCAUAUUUCAAAACUAUUUGGCUGGUCAUUCACUCCGAAGAUUUUAUCCAGAUGAUCCAAACUUAGAAAAUCCGCCGCUUGUGCAGUUAAAUCCACCACAGGAGGAUUUUAAUUUUGUGCUAAAAAGUGACGAAGGCAUAUGUGAACUUUUUGACGUGCAAUGUACUUGAUUCAGCCCUGUGCAUAUGGCGCAUGGGCAACUGAAAAGCGGAACAUAUGUAAUUGGCCGAAUGCGUUUUUGUGCAAAUAUUUAAACUUAGUACAAUUUUUGACUUUCGACUUCUUUUAUUAUGUAGAAAUUUAUAAUUAGAUUGAUUUUAUGUAUUUUUGAGAAAACACCAACAAAUAAAAAAUUCGUAUUUAAAGUA